Molecule: messenger RNA, 546 nt
Organism: Tarenaya hassleriana
Lineage: Eukaryota; Viridiplantae; Streptophyta; Magnoliopsida; Brassicales; Cleomaceae
Product: 30S ribosomal protein S31, chloroplastic
Exons: 3
Coding region: 50-418 (122 amino acids)
Biological process (GO): plastid translation
Cellular component (GO): plastid; ribosome
Source: RefSeq, a predicted model, not a curated record
UGCUUAUCCAACGAGACAUUAUCUUCAACACUGCUGAAGCAGCACUGCAAUGGCGUCGCUCAUACUCGGUGCUCCUCCUCGAGUCGCCGUGGCUUCAUCUCUCAGUGUCUCUUCUUCACGCUUAUCAUCUUCUCGCUCCGAAACCGUUGGAGUCUCUGUCUCAUGCUUCACGCCGUCUCUGUCUCUCUCUGCCCCUACCUCAGCCUCUAUUCCAUUCGUGUACUGUGGCCGGGGAGACAGGAAAACAGCGAAGGGAAAGCGUUUCAGCCACUCGUUCGGAAAUGCGAGGCCUCGUAACAAGAAGAAGGGAAGAGGACCGCCGAGAUUGCCGGUGCCUCCGUCGCCGCCGAGGAAGGAUAAGUUCGACGACGGAGAGAAAAUCAAAAUUGAAAUCGAUGAGUCUCUCUUCUCCAAUUAGAACUCUAAUUCAUCUCUGUAAUUCCGAGUAGAGGCCUUGAUGCUGCGACUCUUUCGUUGUUAAACAUCUAUAAUUCCUCUUGUUUCUAAUGAAUCUCUCGUUGUUUCUGUAAAUCCUAUGCUUUGGUU